Messenger RNA from Fonticula alba, 3344 nucleotides. RefSeq lists its product as hypothetical. Gene Ontology annotation, biological process: regulation of GTPase activity; vesicle-mediated transport. Gene Ontology annotation, molecular function: guanyl-nucleotide exchange factor activity; small GTPase binding. The transcript has 16 exons. Gene Ontology annotation, cellular component: cytosol; endocytic vesicle. Lineage: Eukaryota; Rotosphaerida; Fonticulaceae. The record is from RefSeq and is a predicted model, not a curated record. The coding region runs from base 133 to 3159 and encodes 1008 amino acids.
AGAGAGAGAGAGAGAGAGAGAGCGUGCGCGAUCUCCCGCCGCCACUGUCACCACCUGUGCCCGAGGCCCUGCUCGCCGAGCGCCCCAUUGUUCCUGCUCCCGCCUCUUUCUCCGCUCCUCCCUCUCCGCGGCAUGACCAUGAGUUCUCCGCCGGCAUCGACCCCCUCGUCCCCCUCCACGGGGACCCCCGGCCAGCCGCCCCCCAGCUUUGAAAUCCUCCGGUCCAUCUUCUUCCGGCAAAACCUCCUCCUCUCGUCGGAGGUGAAUUCUGUCCGCGACCUUGCGACCGAUCUCCAGUAUGAGACAUGUAAGCUGCUGGAUCUCUCCUGGCGCAAUCUCCUCUCCUCGGCGCGGCUUGAGUCCUCCUCCUCGGUGACCACCGCUGGCGGGAUCAACUCUCCGUGGGUGGCCUUCGAAAAGGAGUGCAGCCAGCAUCUCCUCCCGGCGCCGCUGGUUCCGGGGGCCGCCUUCCCUCAGCCGACCGAGAAUGUCACCCAGAGCCCGCAUCUUCUGCAGGAUGUGGCAACUUUGCUUAGUGAGACGUGGCGCCGGCCGCGUCUUCUGGCGCAAGCUCUGUGCCUCUUUUCGUCGGAUGUCCAGCCAACCACCAUCGGAGACUCUGUCGGUGGCGGGUCAUCCUCGACGCCGAUCGACCUGGAUGCCCUUGUCCAGGCCACCCUCUUCGGCCUUUACGGGAAUUUCAAUCCACUGGUCGAUGAGCGGGCCAUCCUCACGGUACUGGAGCACAUCCUGACGUACAACUUCGCCGAGAUCAUGAAGCCUCGGUCGCGCGCCUCCUCGUCCGAGAUCAAGGCCUCGAGCCCGCUUACCCAGGCACAGAUGGACGACAUCCGCAAGCGCUUCCUCCACUGGCUCCGCGAGAACAGCCUCUUCUCGCGCAUGCUCUCGUCCUACCUCAAAUACUUCACCCCGGGAAGGGCCUUCUUGCGCGCUGUCCUGCGAGCGCCUCUUCUCAAGGCCAUCUCCAUGGCGGAGAAGCUCAACCCCUCCUUGCAGACGCCCAGCGCCGAUGAGACUGCCAACACCUGGCUGGUGACCGCCUGUGUGGAGAUCUUCCAGGCUAUCGAGCAAAAUAUCCCCUCUCUACCCUUCGGUCUGCGCUGGCUGUGUCGGCGACUGAUUGAGAUUCCCUCUAAUGGCCGCGUGGCCGAUGGGGACUUUUCGCUGGUUUCCGAGCUGCUCCUAUCGCGCUUCAUUUGCCCGGCUAUCAUCCAGCCUCAAUUCUUUGGCAUCCUGCAGGACGCCUCUCUCAACGCGGGUGCACUCUUUGGCCUGAAGACACUUGCCAAGGCCGUCUCUGCUGUGGCCCAAUCUGCGCAGCUGGAGAGCGUGACCGACAUCCAGAACAUCCACCGCGACCCGAAAAUCGCCACCGUCAUCACCAAGAUCCACACCCAUCCGCACUUCAAGCCCUCCUUCAUCCUGAAUACCAUGCGUCAGGUGGUCUCGGUGCCGGAUUUGCCUGCCGGCCUGCCGGGUCUGUCUAAGAUCGAUCGCACAGUCUCCUUUGCCGACCGCGUGCCGGGAGCCGCCACCGCGGCCGCCAUCUCCGGCACUGCUGGUGACCAGGCGCGUCUGCUGUCGCAUGAACUGCUCGAGCAGCCGGCCUUCCACCUGGAUGGGCCGCUGUACAUGGUCACCUCGCACCGGAUCUGCUUCAUCCUCUCGAAUGUGCUCUUCCGCUCGAGCCUCACGCUCCCUUCCAAGCUACGCGUGGCAGUUGACCGCCUCAAUGGCGCGCUGGACGCCGCCAACAAGGCCCUCUCCUUUAUCAUCAUCCACGGCGGCGAGCCGAAACAGGGGCGCUCAAUCUUGCUGGACCCACAAACCGCUAUCUCCCUUGAAAUGGGCGAGGAGCGCCUGCAUCAGCCGUCGCCCACUGACAAGAAGGCCUUUGAGAAUCUCAGCCAACACCCUCGACUUGGGAAGCUCCUCAGCCGCGAGGACAUUGCCAAGGUGGUGGAGGCUCGGGCCUACCUGUGGAAUGUCCUGUCUAGUCAUUCGAUUCCCUCCCGGUCCUGGCGGUAUUUCAACCUGAAUUCCAUCCUUCGCCAGGAGCUCGCGUUCGCACAGGCGUCCAAGGGCGACGCUCCCGCCUUUUCGCACUUCAAGUAUGACUUCUCCGAGGUCGACACAGAUGCCCUGACCAAUGCGCAGCUUGGGAUCGAUGAAUUCGAUGAUGACCUGAUGGAUGGCGUGAUGGACUACAGCUCCAAUGCGGUUCCCCUGCGCGAGGAGCUCAUCCGCAUCAUGGACAGCAUCACCCCCGGGCAGAUGGCCGAGGUGGAGGUCUGGCUGCGGCAGACCCUCUUUGCGGACUAUGCCAAGGCCGCCUCCUUUGUUCUCUUGCUCUAUGAGAAGCGCUCCUCGCUGAUUGUCCGGCUGUCCAUGCUGAAGGCCGAGAACCAGAAGCUCACUCGGUCCCGGCGGGCGGCCGUCCGGCUGCACUCGAUCCUGCGUGUCAACCGCCUGGUGGAGCGCCGGUCGGCCGAAAUCCGCGAGUUCAUCAAGGAGUUCGAGGCCACCGACAACUAUGAGAACAUGCCGGCGGUGGUGACCAACUUCAUGUUCAGGUCGGAAGCGCUCCUUCGCCAGGAUCAGGCUUGGCAGACCUCCUGCCAGCAAGAGCGCGAAAAUGCCUGCCUCAUUCUCGAGCGCGUCUUCAUGCAGAAGGUUUACCCCAGUGUCUUCCGGGCCAUCUCUUCCACGUCGACCAUCGACCUCUUUUCGCGCAUUGAGCAGCUUCGACCGAUCCUCAACCUGGAUCACCCGCUAGUUCAGAUUGCCGGGCACCUGGUGAGUCAGGCGCCUUGGCCGACGGUGCAGAAGGAACUCGGCCUGCUUCAUCUGUACCGUGCGCCGAUGGACAUGCUCGCGUGCAUUGUGCGAGUGUGCAAGUCGCUGAUGGACUUCCUCUCCAUGAGCCAGAAGCCUGUCGGGGCGGACGACUUCUUCCCAGCUCUCAUCUAUGUUAUCGUGCAGGCGAAUCCGCCCGACCUGCAGUACUCGGUUGAGUACAUUCGCGCCUUUGCUGAAAGGCGGGCCAUCGGCCAGGCGGCGUAUUGGUGGACGCAGUUCUGCACAGCGGUCACCUUCCUCAGCAAGCUCGAUAAGAAGGGCUUCAUGCCUCCGAUGUAGUCGUACACGUGUAAUUGCGCGGGGGUGCGAGUGCGCGAGCACCCUCCUGGCAUCCCCACCACCCGCUGAUGACGUGGCUACCGCGUGCCAUCACCCGCGCCUUGUGUAGUGGGACAUCCCAGACCGAUCGCCACACGGGGCCUUUUAUUUAAUGAACACAAUAGACGAAGUGUGCUCUCUCUCUC